UUCAGUUGAACAUUGAAAACCUUCCAUUACCUCAGAUUUAUAAGCAUUAUAAAUAUUUGUAUAAAUGAUAUGUGAUAAAUUUACAAAUUAAAUCCAAUAUAAGGUAAAAAUAAAGACUAAUCUCAGCUAAAGCUGUGCAUUACAUUUGCCAUGAUACAAACAAGAAGGAAAACAAAACAACACGACCAAGAAUCGAAGUUGAAAUGAUAUAAUUGUUAGAAUCUUAAUGUACGUAUUUUGUCAUGCAGUGUGAUUCUUUGAAAAGAGUUACGAGGAGUCUGCUGUGUUGUUUGAUGGGACAUCAUGGUUUGUGCAGUUCACUGGAGAAUUCAUUCACUAGUAUGUUUCAACCAUGCACAAAGUUAUAGGUACUGUAAUGCCAGAAUGGAUUUGCAGAAUGUAUGAUGUGGGUUGACCAAGAUGGCCACCAGUACUCAAACAUUUUGUUUGUGAUUGCUUUCAGCCACAGACCUUGGACUUGGUAUUAGCUGGAACAUCUGUGAACAUGAGGUCUAAUCUAUAACCAGAAAUAGGCGUGGGUUUCUCAGUUAGCUGAACAACAUCAGAGGAUGCACUGAACUCAAGAACAGAUUAGCAUGGCUGAUCUGUGGAAAUUGAUUUUAACCACUCGCUGUGUUUUGCAUUACAGUCUCCACAAAUAAUAAAUGAAGCUUUUGAAUCCUGUGACUGAGCCAUACUAAUCCUUUCGAAGAGAUGGUCAUAUAUAGAAUCGUUGAUAUUUGGAUUAUGGUAAACAGCAAAUACAUAAACAUUGUAGACCUUACUGAAAAUUAAAAAAAAAAAGAACUUCAUGGCAACUACACUCCAGAUUUUUUUAACAAUAAAAGUUAAAAAUAAUGGAAGGUGACCACACCAAAGAUGACUGUGCCGCAGGCUCAGAGAGCUCCAAAGAUGGUGUAAUGGAGGAUGAGGCUGUCGUUUUAAAUCUUUCUGAUGAAUGCUCCAUUGAAGAAGAAGUACAAUUACUAAUGCAGUCGCAGAAAAAUGUGGAGCCCAAACGUCGUACAGAAAUUACUUGGAAGCGCAAAGUCGAGAUCCUCACUGAAAUUGAGAAAAUGGAUAAAUUACCAGGUAAGAUGUCUCAUCGUGACAUGGCAGCUCAUUUUUGCAUUACUCGAAACACACUCUUCAACAUACUUCGUGCUAGGGAUAGAAUAAUUGAAGCCUAUAAACGGAAUUUAAAUGGAAGGAGGAAGAGACUGAGGCCUGGGAAAGCUCCUCACGUAGAGCGAGCGCUUUUUAAGUGGUAUAAAAAUGCCAAGAAACAAAAGCUACCUCUCUCAAAUAUUGUUUUGUUUGAAAAAGCCAGAGACCUUGCUGUUUCUCAAGGGAAUUAUAAUUUCCGUCCCACAACAGGCUGGUUAGAAAGAUGGAAAAAGCGACACAGUAUCACCUUUGCAGCUGAAGCAUCAAGUGAAGGUUAUGAAAAAAGUAAUGAAAAUGAAGAUGAAGAAAAGACAAAUUGUAAUAGUUCAUCUGUCAAAGAUGAAGAUCGGGUAGCAGAAAGUGACCAGCAUUCUGAACAGGAGGAGGAGGAGGAUGAAGAUGAUGAGGACUAUGAUGAUGACGACAAUUCCUGCUCUCCAACCACACAAGAUAUAAGCAGCUUGCUUCAGAUUAGUUUGCAAGAAACAGAUGAUGUUGUGCAUAGAGGGAAAGGGAUUAAGAGACAAACUUUAACACUCAGACAAAAAUUUGAUAUUGUUAAAGCUGUUGAAAGUCUUCCCAUGAAAUGGAGUUUACGGGAUAUGGCCUCUCUCUUCGAUAUUCCAAAGACGACCAUGUUACACAUGAUGAAGAACAGGGAUGUUAUAGUAAAGAAUUAUUUGAAUAGCCCUGAUAAGGAAAGGAGGCGUAAUAAAAAGGGUAAGGCUCCUGAUAUAGAGGAUGCCUUGUAUCUGUGGUACCUAAAAGUUAAGGAAAAGAAUUUACCAAUAACUGCUGGGAUUUUGAGAAAAAAAGCCAAAUCUAUUGCAUCGUCUGUUGGGAAACCAGACUUUGUUCCAACAGAAGGAUGGUUUGCUCGAUGGAAAAAAAGAAAUAAUGUCACUUGUGGCCGUCCUAAACAGUAUGAUGGGACUGAAACAGCAAAUGUCCAUCCUUCAGAAUAUGAUGAAGGUGAUAUACAGCUCUUCAAUACUGCAUAUGAAAAGGAAAAACGUACGUCCUUGUCAUUGAGACAGAAAGUUGAGAUUAUUCAUCAGAUGGAAUCAGAGCCAAAAGUAAAACUAAGGGAGUGGGUUAAUUUAUAUAAUGUGUCAAAGUCUACCUUAAGUAUCAUUAAGAAAAACAAAGAAACAAUACUCAAAUCAUUCUAUGGCGACCCUUCAGCUGACCGUAAGCGCAUGAGAAAAGGCUCAGCAUCUGAAGUUGAAGAAGCUCUCUUUAGGUGGUAUAAGGAAGUGAAAGAUCAAAGCAUUACUCUUACAAGUACAACACUUAGAGAUAAAGCUAAAGAAUUGGCAAACUAUAUGGGAAAAGUGGAUUUCAUACCUACAUCCACAUGGCUUGAUACCUGGAAAAGAAAGCAUGGGUUACUUGAUCAGCAGAAGGAAACUGAUCAACAGCAGCCUAUGUUACAAACAAACUUGAACCAGAGUGGUAUUCAGCCUGUAGUAGAAGACAAGCAACAAAAUCGUUUUCACUUUCAUCAGAACCCUCACAGUGCUGCUGGUCACAUGAAUGUGAUGGAAAAUCAAAACGUUCCUCCCAGUGCAAAUGUAUUCAAAGGCCCUUCAAAUCUCCAGCCAGUGAAUAACUCCUACCCUAGAGAUAUGUUUGGCUUUCAGGUUCCUUCCCACACUCAGGAAAAUGUAGGCAAUUUUGAUGGUUUUCUUAGAAAUCAGACACAUCCUAAUGAAGCAGCUAUUGAAAAUACAAAUAACAUUGCUCCUCAUGGAGUUCCACCGGGCAAUGGUGCCGACCAACAAUUUUCAUCUCUCCCAACAGCAAAUAAAUUUAUGGGAUCUAAUGUGUAUGGAAAUGAACUCUCCAGUGCACGUGAUAUGUUUGGUGGGAAUGGAAUGAAUCGAGGUGUUAUUAGUAAUUCCCGUGACCAUAAUGGUGUACCUGCUUCUGCCAUAACUCAGUGGGGCUAUGCCUCCUCAGAACGUGUAUUACAGCCAUACAAGGUAGACAACCAUCAAUCCUCAAAUGUACUUCCUGCCACGGAGCUCCUUAGCGAAGGUUCAGUUCGACGAGCUAUGAUGGAAAUUAGACGUUUCUUAGAACAGUCUCCUUACCCUGUAGAUUGGUCUAUUGUUCAUAGCUUUGAGAUGCUUGUUCAUGCCAAUUUAGCUGCAAGUAGAGGCAUUUGUCCUCCAUAAAGACAGCAUAGGAUGCAGAAAUGAACUAUCCCUUCCAAGUUUGUAAUCCUUCCAUAGUACCUCAAGUCUCAUCCGUGUACACAUACAUCAUGUUUAUACAUCAUGUUUAUAUCAGCCAUAUAUUCACUGAAUAUCAUAUAGAUUUUUAUACUUUUGCAUAUCAUAUAUGGUUAGACUAAACUUAUUAUAGAUAGGGACUUUCAGAAAACUGUAAGUGUUGCAUACACAAAAGCAUUCUUUUUUGUAUAUGUGACUUACCCAGUAGUAAUUAUAUUGCUGAGAGUCUCUACUCAACGGCAACCUAAAUUAAAAUUUCGCGGGUAGCACUUCAAUGACUCGGUGUAGGUAUACAGUGCCGUCCCCCUAUGGCAAUACCAGGAAGUUGCCACCACCGGAAUGCAUUCAUAGCCUUCGAGCAGGACGAUUCAUAUCUUUUGUUUAUUUUGUUUAGAUUAACAUCUAGCUGGAUACUUGCAGUCUCCGGGAAUAAUAAUUGCCUCAUAAAUAGGUCUUGAAUGGCUCACUAUUCAAGUAGAUCAGUUAUUUCUGCAUCUAUCAGUUUACUUACCGGGCUUAACGUAAGUCAUCGGUUAAGUAUUGCCUUCAGUAACUAAUCUUGAUGUUAUGUCAUUCCUUUAGGCCAAACUUUCAUUUUUAGAAUUUGUUUACUGGCCAUGAGCUAUUAGCAAGACACCAUGCCAGUAACAGUUACCUUAGAACAAUCCUUUUACACUAGUGAUUGUUCACUGGGUAUAGGCUAUUCUCAAGCUGAAGGUAUGAACACCUUAAAGUAAUUCUAGAAUGUUAUCCAUUCUUUUAUCCAAAAACUUUUCCAUUUAUUUGCUUACCGGGAUUAGGCUACAUGUAAGUCCCCCGUUAAUGAUUACCUUUAAAGUAAUUCCUGAACAUUGCAGGAAUGUUGCAUCAUUACAUUGGGGGAUAUUUUGAUUUUGGGAAUCUGUUUACCAAUCAUAGACUAGUCGCAAAACGCCAGUAAAUAUAAUUACCUUAAAGGUAAUUUGUGAAUGUUAAGACCUUCUUUUGGGCCAAAUGUUGGCAAUUAGGCCAACACGUUUUGUUUUGUUUACCAUGCCUGCAAUACUCAUUACUUUCCUUUGCAGAGACAAAGGUGGAAGUUGAAAAUGCAUCAAUUAACUACCGGGGGUUUUGCUUCGGCAGUACUUUGGUACGUUACAGAGAGCUGGGAUGGCCUCGGUGUACGGAGGUAUUUUCCUGGUGUCAUAUAGUUGUGAACUUUCACGUUCGGUAACUUACCCUCUAAUUCGCAUGUCGGACUGGAGCUCAGGCCACUCGAGUCAAUUAGUACGACCAAGGCCACCAUAAGUGCGUAAUCAGUUAUUGAAUUCGAUCACUUUGAAUUCCUGAUACAGGCAGUCCCUAGGUUACGACGGUCUCAGCUUAUGGCGUUCCGAGGUUAAGGCGCUUUUCAAUUUUAUUCAUCAGAAAUUAUUUCCAGGGUUACAACGCCUACACCAUUGAUCUGGCAGAUGAAAUAUGACACCAAAAAUGCAAAAUAAUCAAUAUUUGAAGGUUGUUUUGAUGAAAAACGCAAUAAGAAUGCAGUUUACACAGUUUUGAAUGCACCCAAAGCAUUAAAAGUAAGGUUUUCUUAUGAUUUUUGACGAUGUUCCGGCUUACGACAAUUUUUGGGUUACAACGCAUCUCAAGAACGGAACCCCUGUCGUAACCCGGGACUCCCUGUAAUUCUAAUUCUACUAAUGUUUUCUUUUUGAGUAUUUGGUUAUCUGUAAAUAUCCAUUUUAUUCUUUUAUAUUAAGAGUUGGAUUUUGAGACUUAAUAUGAAAACUACUUGAUAUACAGUGGUACCUCGACAUACAAAAGUCCCAACUUACGAAAAAUCCAAGUUACGAAAGCAAAUACGAAGAUUUUUUUGGCUCUACAUACAAAAAUAGUUAAGGUUACAAAAGGCUGUUGCUGUAAAGUCCCAAGAUUCGUCCGGACCACCAAAAACAAUUUUAAAACUCGCGCGCCGCCAACUGAGUAGACUCGCCACCAUCCUCCCGCUCUCCCAUUGGUUCCUGAUGCUAGUCACCGCCGUAAGAUCCUGCUCUCCUAUUGGUUAGCAUCUACCCCAUGUGCUCUACGUAUGUGUUCUAUUGGUAAAAGGAUGCUGUAAAUUGAAAAACUUAUGCAAUACAUUUAAUAAAAAAAAUACUUUAGGUAAAGAUAGAAUAAAGAAUAGAAAUGAAUGGUUAUUUUACUGUUUGGUAGUUUCAGUAGUGGAAUAGAGAUAAUGAAAAUGUAUGAUUAUGUACUGUACUGUGUGCUAGGUAAAAGUGGUUGCUUGGCGAUCGUUCGCUACUCAUAUAGUGUGAACACAAACAAAAGGUUGGAAGCUUUUUUUUGUUUGUUUGUUUAUUAUAGUUAAUGGUUACUUAAUAAUUAUUUGAAAUGAGUACAUGCAAUACAUUUAAUAAAAAAAAUUGUGAAUUAGAUAUCAUAAAAUAUAAAAUAAAUCAGACUGCUAUCAUCGAAGCCAACAAAUAUUUUCUUCAAUUCUUCUUCUGUUUUAAUAUUAUAUAUAUACGUAUAUGUUUCAUUAUAGAUGUCAGUAACUUGGUAUCUCCAUUAGGUAAAGAUAGAAUAAAGAAUAGAAAUGAAUUGUAAUUAUACUGUUUGGUAGUUUCAGUAGUUGAAGAGAGAUAAUGAAAAUGCUAGGUAAAAGUGGUUGCUUGGCGAUCGUUCGGUACUCGUAGGGCUGAAUGUAAACAAAAGGUUGGAAGCUUAUUUUGUUUGUUUUUGUACGUAUUAUAGUUAAUGAUUAUAGUUAAUGAUUAAUUAAUAAUUAUUUGAAGUGAGUAUAUACUGAUUAUUUAUAUACAUUUUAUUGGCAUAUUCUAAGCUUUUAGCUUCUUAGGUGUAGAUGUCAGAAUCAUAGACUAGGCUACAGUAGCAACUGCUAACAUAGGCUAGGCUUAUUGUUAAGGGACAUAUGCUAAAGUCCUAAUAUAUGCAGUGAAAAUGGGGUUGAACAUUACAUGCAGUUGAAUAUUACUCAAGUAUGUACAGUAUUUUGCCUUUUUGGUGUCAUAUUUCUUCUGUCGGAUCGGCGUCGUAACCCUAGAACGUGUUGUAAGCCUGGAAAUAUAAUUUAUUGGGGUGUUUUUGUAGGGCUUAGAACAAAUUAGGCAAUUUACAUGUAAAAUGCAGUUCAAGAUAUGAAAAACUCAGGUUACGAAGGCCGCCUCAGAACGGAUUAAUUUCGUAUGUCGAGGUACCGCUGUAAUUUAUCUUAUUUUAGAGCAUAAACGUAUUUGAUUACGUUAAUUUUUAAUACAUAUCUGAAUAUAUGAAAUGCUAUUUCAUAUACAGUAGAACCUCUACAUACGAAAGUCCCUAUGUAUGAAAAAUCCAGGUUACGAAAGCAAAGAUGAAAAUUUUUUUGCUUCUGUGUACGAAAAUAAUUCAGGUUUCAAAAGGGUGUAUGUACUGUAAACUGAGAUUUGCCUAGGCCGCCGAGAACAAUUUUAAAACUUGCGCCGCCAACUCAGUAGACUCGCCACCAUCCUCCCGCUCUCCCAUUGCUUCCUGAUGCUAGUCACCGCCGUAAGAUCCUGCUCUCCUAUUGGUCAGCAACUGUCCCAUCAUGCCUCUAUGUAAAGGCAUUCCUUCACCAUUUCGUUGUGGCAGCGUUAUCGUAAACACCUGGAAUUCUCUCGUUCACAUAGAUUUCGUUUGUUAACAUAAAUUCGUGUUAGUGAUUUUGCUUUCGUUGUGCUGUAAGUUACUUUAUCGUGUUGUGUGUGAACUUAAUUACUUACGUUACUAGCCACGGGUCCCAAGAAUGUUGCUGAAGUUCACAGAAAGAAGAGGAUGCUUUCUAUGGAGACGAAGAUGGAGAUAAUCAAGAAGUGUUAAUGUUUUCUGCCAUUUGAUAAUGUGUUUCGUAAAGUUUAGUGUUAAUGUUUUCUGCCAUUUUUUAAUGUGUUUCAUAAAGUUAAGUGUUCAUGUUUUCUGCCAUUUGUCCUCCUCCUCUGUAGCCACUUUUGGAGAUCGCCUCACUCGAAAGGUAAGGUUCCACAUUUUACUACAUAUGUACGUACAUUUACGUACAGUAUUUCUUGUGCCCUGUACACUAAUACACUAUUUACAGGUAAUCACGGUUAGGUUAGGUAUUGAAUGGUCCAAAUUGUUGUAUUUCAUUGUUCAUUGAUCAAUUUAACUUUAUUAUAAAAUUUACUGUGGUGUUUUUGUAGGGCUUAGAACGAAUUAGGCAAUUUACAUGUAAAACGUGGUUCUAGAUACGAAAAAAUCAGGUUACGAAAGCCGCUUCAGAACGGAUUAAUUUCAUAACCUGAGGCACUACUGCAAUUUUAAAUACUUAUUUUAUUCCUUUAUCACUAAUAGAGAAUAAAAGCACAGUAAUUUACAAUAUUAGAGUGGAAUUUGUUUUGUUACAUUAUACAAAAAUGUACACAUACAUACAUGUAUGUGAUUUUAAGGAAAUAAGAAUGCUAUUUACAUAUUUUUAGUUUGCCUUCAUUUCCCUAGAUGCCAGAAUUUCAUGUAAAGUAUAGUUAAUAAUCGAUUACUGCUUGCUUAUUUUCUUAUAGUAAUAAGUAACUGAGAUCUCCAGAGACUCUGGCAUCUCACCACUAGUCUGUCCGAGCGUCAUUUUGUGUUAUCUAAAUACAAAGACUGAAUAUAGGACACGCUAAUGUUAUUCAUACAUUUUUAGCUUUCCUUCUUGCCUGGAUACCAGAAUUUCAUUUAGGGUAGAUAAUUGAUUAUGGAUCGAUUAUUUGCAUGAAUUAAUAAGUAACAGAUUUCCAGAGACGUUGGCAUCUUGCCUCUUGUCUGUCUAGGAGCAAGAGUCCGUUGCUGACAUAAGGCUAGCUUAAUCAAAACACCAGCUGUCCUAGUGUCCACCCCUGGGUGCCAAGUGUUUCGGGUGCCAGUGACUGCCAAGUGCCCAGCAUUUUGGUCGACAAUGGCUGCCAAACGCCCAAUGUUUCGAGCGCCUGUGCCUGCCUAACACCCAGUGUUCGCCUCUCGCCUAAUGACUCUUGCUUCACGCCUUCCAAUGCUGAGUUCUCUCCUACUAACCCUCAUAUCUAAGUCAUUUGCUCCUGCGCUUGGCUCUAUCGCUUCCAUCCCUUGCCUUUGCCAGCAUUUGAUUUCAAUUAUCAUGAAUUUAUCAACGUAACAGUGAAGUGUUGUGCAGUGGAGGAGGUGGUUACUUGUCCCUUGAUUCUCGUAGACAAAGGUCACUGUCCCGCUCCCCUGCACAAGGGAGAAGACAUACCGGAGGUCCAAGAGAGGUCGGGGGUUGCAUACAGGUAGUCGCUCCCUCAGUCGAACCUCUUGUCGGUCCAAGGUAUCGACAGACGACCGCUGGAAAGGCCUAUGUCUGGAUGUGUGUUAGAGGAGGUGACCAUCUGGCCCCUCGGAACUCCUAGACUUAGAGUCACUGUCCUGCUCCUCUGCACCCGGGAGAAGACAUACUGGUAGUUGAAGGGAGUCUGAGGGGGUUGCCCCCAGUAGUUGUAGUUGCCCUCUCCGUCAAACCUGUGGCUAGUCCCAGGUAUCAGCAGACAGACACUGAAAAGGCGUCUUGUGAUGCAUUAAUGGGUUUUGUCUGAACACGGCUGGAUUAGUUUUAAUUUUGAGUGCCCUGUACUAGUGCCUAGCAGUGUUGCCAAUUGGUAUGUGUUUACCCUCCAAACUGUGUAUAAGACUUACACAAAACCAUGGAAAUAAGUGAAAUUGGCGUAUCUAUUUGUAGUAUAUAUAUACUACAUAUUAGAGCAAUUUUACCAGUAUUGCAUUACUAUGACAACUAGAAUUCAUGGAAACAGUUGUAAAUGCAUCGGCGUAUGUGUGAAGCUCCACUAAAUUGGAAACGAUGGUGCCUAGGCGUUCAAUCUCGUAAGCGACCUCUUGCUUUCGAUAGCCAGUCCUCUCCCAGGCUUUCGCGCCAGAUGUGUGGACUUACUCACCUUCCUUUUCGUUGAAGAGAAAGAUCAGAGCUCUGAUCCUGCUUUGGCGUUUUGGAUGGACGCCAGGUUUGGGCGCGCAGAUCUUUCUAGUAUCUGGUGUAUUUUGUCGAGCACCAAUCUCCGUCCAUUCGCUCUGCACCAUCUGAGGAGCUACACUCCAUGCUCCAGCUUGCCCGGAGCCUUCCAUGCCUUCCCUGGCACCAGGUGUUGGUAGUUUGGUGAUAGCUGUUGGAUCCCAAUCACAGUCUCCUUGUUCGUCUUCAUUGAUACUACAGGAUCUUUCGUUUGCUCCUGUCCUACGACUUGGUGAGAACAUCACUUGAGUCGUGCAGUAAGCUCUAUAUAGUCCUGUUUGCAAGGUUUACAAUCACGGAGAAGACAGGUGCGUGGCGAGACCUUGGGUGGCAAGAUGUGGCAAGGUCUUGCCAUCUUUUGGCGCAUUCAAUGCCACUCAACUCUCACGUUCCCGUGCUCUAACCAGUUGUGGGAAGAGAAGGCUCCAUGUGAUCUGUGAGAGCCCAUACUCUCCCUUUGGAAGUGUUUUUCGCUGAGGUGAAUAUGUUUUCCCAAGUGUGUACUUGGCUAUCAUCACUGCAAGUUGAUGAUCGCAUGCAUCAUCGCCCUUCCUGCUAAUUCCGAGAAGAGCAGGCUAGAACGGUCAAUCCUCUCUUUUUUUUCCCCCCCUACUUCCUGAGUAACACUGUGAUGGAUGAGGAAAUAAUAGAAACUCUACGGAGUGUACUCCCCAGAGUUCGGAUUCAAGAGCCUAUGUUCCUGGUUCUAUCUUAGGAUAUCACUGGACAUACGUUCAUUUGUUUGUGGGAACAACCAGUUUGGCAUGAACUAGUCGUCUUCAGUGUCCUGUUAUCGCCGUAGAAACCGUCCUUCAGGAUAGCAUCUCGUUCGCUCUCUUCAUUAGAGAAUAAAGGAUAUCUGCCUCCAGUCCUUAUUCUUGUUCUCUUUUGAAGUGAAGAAGAAUUAGACUGGCGUUCGAUCACCAGUAGCCUACGAAUAUUCUUGUAUAUUCUUGCGGCAGGCAUCUGUUAUCAGUUGCACCAUCUGAGUGAUAGAUGCACUCGGGUAAUUAGUCCUAGUGUGCAACCGAGACAAAUAGUUCCUUAUCGUAACCAGAGUUGCUUGUAAUAAGUUGAAACUUACGACAGCCUUUCGUGCCCCCCAAAAGUUUCCGGUUGGGAGUUUGAGACGUCUAGUGGUUUUGUUAGGCAACAACACCACAGGGUUGGUAUUAUCAUUAAACAAGAGGGUUGCCUUCCCUCGUGUUUCGAUUAACAUGCAAUUGCUUGAGUGUGUCUGUUGUGCACUUGAUAGCUCUAUAAGAUGAACGCAUGCCAAGACGAAAUGUACUACCAGGCAAUUCAGCGUACAGAGUCGAGUGAAUGCCUGCUCACUGAGAUCUUGUUUGUCCUAAUUUGUUUAUCCUCUGUCUGUCGAGGGUUAACACCUAACUCGAAUCUCUCUGCCCAACCAUCACAGACUUAAUGUCUCUGGUUGGCUUUAGAUUCUUGCUUAUGGUUCCUAUCUUGGGCUUCUCAGUUACCAUUGCGAGAAUCUUCAGACAGAGUUAUGUCUCAUUAGAUUCAGCAUUGUCUUUCUGUUUACCCCAUGGUACAACAGAAGUCUCGAAUCUUUAGUUUUGGCGAUGAUUCAGAAUGAUUGUUGUGAUAAAUACAGCAGUUUUUUGUCUUCUAUUUUCUCUUAAUUCAUAAAAGUGUUCAAUUACUACUUGUUAACCAUGUUUUGGAGGGAACGUUAGAAGACUUCGCCUGCCCUGAUAGCUCUGCUUCUAGGGUAAACAGAAGAGUUACUCCCUGAACCAACCUUCGCAAUGACAAGAAGCAGUUCAUCAAGCAGUACAUUCCUGUUUGUUUACACAGCUAAAGACUUCCAGCCUUCAUUGCAACAGGAAUCAGAGGACCAUACAUACCCUAGGAAGUUACUGUAAGAACUUGUCUCCUCCUCUGUCUAAACGUGUGGUCCUCCUUUUUAUAUGGGCUUCAUGUUUGAGACACACACAGUGUUGUGGAGUGUCUUUUGGCCUUGUUUGGAGCAAUGCUAAGGAUAUAAGAACAGCCUCUUCCUCCUUAGUUUUCAGUCAUUUGUUGCUCUUUCAGCCCAUUCUGCUAUCGAUCUUCCAGAGGCAUAAACAAUCUUUGCUUAUCAUAUUUUUCUUUUUUAUGUAAGCUUUAAAAAAAAGACUGGCAUGACAUCGCAGAAGGAAGCAUAGGAUGUUUUUCUAUUAUCUCUUCACUUUUUCAGUAAGGUGCUGAGCCUGGAGAGCCAGGGGGUACAGUGUACCUGGAGCACCCACUACGUAGCAGAUGGGUCAUGAUGUUAUUUCAGUGUAGGUGUCAGUGUUUUCUGGUUGUUUUAUUUUGGUACUGUACCCAGGGCAAGGGUGGGUACCUAUCAUACUUUGCUAGUCAUAUGAGCAUUGCCCUCGCCACUACGAGUUAAGAUGAGCACAAACCAGAGGGAGUAUUUAUCUGCAUAGCUCUCUUAAUUGAUAGGAAUGACUAGCAGUGUUUUUCCAAUGCUAGCAACUUUUCUAUUUCAAAUUCAUUACAUAAUUAAUGCUUUGGAGUUGAAUUAUGUCCAUGAUCCCACCUCCAUUCAGUGUGGAAUCAAUGAUAUAAUUACUGGGUAAGUCACAUAUACAAAAAUGAUAUUUUUAUAAAAUUAGAUUUUGUGUAUACUUACCCAGUAAUUAUAUGAUCAGAGCCCACCCUCCUCCCCUCUGAUGGACAUUAUGCAUAAAACAGAAUGACGUGAUUAACUAAGUCGUUCUGAGUAUUGCCAUAGGGGGAUGGCACUGUAUACCUACACUGAUCCAAAUUUGAAUUUAGGCUGUCGUCGAGUAGAAACUCUCAGCGAUAUAAUUAUGUACUGGGUAAGUAUAUACAAAAUCUAAUUUUAUUAUAAGAAUAUAUUUCCAUAAAGAAUUAUUUUGUAUAUUUUUUUGUUCCACUCUAUAUUAACUUUCUUAUUUGUAAAUCCUUGGUUGGUUUCAUUCCCAACCCAUCAUUCAUAAGCAACCCAUUUUUAUGGCAUUUGAAUGUCCCAGACACCAGUCUUUAGUUAAGCCAACAGAAGAAAGUUGGUAUAGCUCAGUAUUUGCUGUCGGAAGCAGCCUCCCAGAUUUUAGAACACUGUACUCACAUUUGAAAGGUCUUUGGUUUCAUUCUUGUAUUCCUCUACAGCUACUUUUCUUUUUUUAUUAAGUAGAUGAGUUAGGGUGCCUAGCUUAUCCUUGUCCCUAUAAGCUCAUAUAAUACUGAGAGAAAGAACUUUUUAUAUGUCUGCUUUUCAGUACAAACCCAUCAUUCAUGUCAUUUUCUCCAGAUAACUCGAAAACUGAAGAAGGAGAUUAAUGGGUACUUGAGAAUCCCAAUGGCCCAUGUUCUGUGGCUCUGAGUUUCUUGUUUAUUCGACAAAAACUAGUGUCUUGGACCUUCAAAGACCAUGAAUGUGGAUUGCAUAACAAUGAAGGGUUUAUCCUGAAAGUGCAAAUUUUGUUUUAUAAAUUGAUUUUUUUUUAUAUGAAGGAGAGUCUGUUUUCAGUGAUCUGCUGCUGGUCUGGAAAUUUCAACGAGAUCUACAAAAUGUGAUAUUGUACAGUAAUAUGUUAGUAUUUAGUAUUGUUGGCCUGAAUAGAUCACUUGCCUUUUUUAAGAUAUGGAGAAUGCUCUCUCUCUCUCUCUCUCUCUCUCUCUCUCUCUCUCUCUCUCUCUCUCUCUCUCUCUCUCUCUCUCUCUCUGUUUCAACAUCUUAGUUACAGUAUUAGUCAUCAGAGAAUAUUACACUGAGUGAUGAGGUCAAAUUACUUUUAAUGAUGCUUGGUUGUGUAUGGGGAUUUUAAAAACCUUGUACGUAUUCUUGUAUCAUACAAACCUGUUGUAUGCUUGUAUGGUGUUACUGCCUGUUAUGGUGCAUUAUUAGCUAAGACUAGAGUCAUAUCAUAACCUUUGACAAAGGAAUAUUCAACCCCAAAAUUCAAUUACAGGUACUUUUUAUGCAACAUAAAAAUGAGAAUCAAUGAAGGUACACCAGCGCUAAUCACAGAUCUUUAUGCAACAUAAAUAUGAGAAUCCAUGAAGGUACACUAACAUUAAUUACAGAUCAGAAGCAUCAGUUAUUGGAACAGAUAGUGGAGAUGUGGUACAACAGCACACUGAGGUAGUAGCUUGGAGUACCAUUUUUGUACUCCAAAAUGGUAGCUUGGCACAAUGAAACAGGAACUAGAUGCAACUGGGUGGGAACGUGACACCGAUGGCUUAUUUCAGGUAUACCUUACCACUUAGUCUCCCUGAUGAAAAAAACACUUGCAGGGACUGUGAGCAGUCUUCAUAGCAUUGGAGGACUCCCUUUGGUCCUAAGUUGAGGAUAACGAUGAGAUAUUGGCAGGAGUGGGAUAUACUAAAAGGGGAUUGAGGCUUGCCAAGAAGGUACCAUGGUGCACUUGCACUCAAAAGGAUGGAAACAGGUGCACUAACAUGUUGGUAACACCAGUUAUAGGUCUCUGAAGCAUAUACACUCAGCUGAAUAUCUAUUCAAGAGUCUUAAACAUGAAUAAUUAUCACAGGUUACCUAAACUUACACACCCAGUAUGGAUCUGUUUGUGAGCACCUGAUACAAAAAUCUGACUGCUAUGCCAUACCUCCAUGACAUAAGAUUCACCACUUACUCUGUGCCUUGAGUAUUUAUUCACAGGAUAUUAAAGGUUCACUACAGUGUUCCUUCAUGCAUGUAUGUUCUGUCUUUUAUCUAUACCCUUUUGAAUCUUCCUACUUAUGUCUAACUUCAUUAACUACUUUGCUCCAGUUUUCAGAUCUAGAAAUGUGACCUAGUUUUCAAAUAAAACAAAUUUUUAAUAGUAAUGAUACUGUGACUGGUCUGCUCUGAUGUGGUAAAGAAUGAUGGAGAAAGAUAGACCUAGUUAUCUACAGCUUUUCCACUUCUACCCACAUCAGUUUAUAUUGGACAUUGGUAUGGUAACCAUCCAUUCUUGUGGUAACACUGCAUCCCAUUGUUAGUAAGUAAUGUACACAUUACAGAUGUUCUCUGUUUUUAUUACUUUUGGUGAGUGACAUCCAGGAUACCCUGGAGGUUCUUAAAUAUAUUUUAAAUUACUGGCUCUAAUCAACAAGUAUAUUGAUCCUAAAGCAACAAACUAAUUCAUGAAGGUUGCCUCAUACUUAAUAAGCUUUUCAGCAUAAGUAACACAAGGAAUAUAACAAUUGUAAGAUCUCAAAAUUUUUUUAAAUGAUUGUGAUGCCCUUUAAAACCUUCUCUUAGAUUAUUAUCCUCCUAGUCCCUCUGAUAGUCUUUCAGUCACAGGGACAGUUAACAGUACAGUUGUUAUAACAUCAUAAGUAGGGGGCUCCUUUCAUUAGAUGUUGCUCAUCAGAGAAAGGCCAAAAAUUCGUUCUUUUAUUGGUGACUCUAUUCUCAGCUAACACUGCGAUGUUCUUGGCAGUAUGUUAUAAAUGAAUUAAGAAGUUUGUAUUUAGAACAUGUGAAAUUUUAACAUUAUUUUUCACAUUGCCCUUGGUUUGUCCUUUUAUUAUUGUCUUAUGUGGUAAACAAUUUUGUGUCAAAUACUUACCUGCUAAUUUCAUCGAAUUUUAUUAGUCUAUGUUGUAAAUAGUAAUUGUAUAUUGUAGCAUGAUUUUUCUUUCAAAAGUUACAUUUAAAUAACAGAAUUUGCAUUAUUCAAUGAGUUUAAUUUUUGCACAUUUUUAACAUUUUUUCUUGUUUUCAUACCAAGCUUGAUUUCCAUGUUUGAGAUUUUGAUAUCACUGUAUCCUAUUUAUUUUGGUAAAUUUGUGUAUCAUCAGAAUUUCAAGUACAAACCAUUUGAGUUGGUCUGUUGAGGAUAAGUUUUGUACUCAUUGGUCUGGUCGAAAUAAUUGAUAUAUGUAUUUUAUUUGCGAAUUUUAGAUGUUAUCCUUCUGUGGAUUGCAUCUUUUUGUUCGAGUACCCGCUUUAAAUCAUUUGUUUGAUAGUGGCAAUUUGGCAUGAUGUAUUUUAGGGCUGUUAGGUUUUUGCCUACUAUUAUAAACUUGAUUCUAAAAUGAUUCCUAUCAAAGUAAUAUAGAUAUUUGUAGAGGAGAGAAACAAGAAAUAUAUAAAAAAGAGGGAGAAGAAAAUGAGCAAUAAUAAUAAUAUGUAUAUUUUUAUUCAAGUUACUUGUAGGAGUAAGCAAACCUGUCAAAAAAUCAAGAUUGCAGACAGACCUAGUUAUCUAUGGUGCAUGACUAUACUGUGACCAGAAGUAAUAAGUGAAAAUCCACAAUUAUGAAUCUGAGGAUAGCUGUAUUUUUAAAAAUACAAAAAUCAAUAAAAACUGGUGCCUUGGACUGUUUGCACAGUGGUCCAAAGCCAUAUUUAUCCAUUUGUAUUUUGAAAAAUACAGCUUUCCUCAUUGUGGAUUUUUACUUGACACCUGGAAUUACUACCAGGUAACAGAUUUAGGCCUUUUAACAAGUAUACUCACAUUUUCCACCAUGUGAAAUAAUAUCUUUACCAGCUGUUUACUAUGAAAAAAAAGACAGGAAGAGUACACUAAAGCAAGGACUGUGAUGGAAAAUAAUGUUGAAUGAUUAUUUGCAAGGUUAUUUCAGUAUGUAAAUUGUUGGUCUCCCUCAUGAUACCAACUUUUAGUGCCUGAACAUGUAAAAAAAAAUGUGGUUGCUUGAGUGCAGCAAUUUUUAACUAAACUGUAACCUUACAGAACUUAGAAAAGAAUAUUAAUAUAAUGAAAUUGAUGAUUAUAAAUUAUGUAAUAAUAACUGGAGUAGACUAUAUAAAAUUCAAGUUCAAUAGAUGAAUGACAUGCAAGAGAACUAGUUAAAAAAUGUUCAUGCCCUAUCAGUGUUAAACUUGGACAAAGUCUAUUAUAGUAAUUGGUUUGCUAAUUAGAAGCUUCUUGUUAAAUAUAAAGUCCUUAGUUUCCAGGAAAACAUAAGUACCAUAAACCCUGCUGUACAAUCUGUAUGUUCAUUUUGUCAAACUUAAUUAGUUGCAUCGAUUCAAGAUUUUUCAAAUUCAAGUUCUUUUGCAAGCAUGACUUGAUGGAACACUAAACAAAAUACUAGUGUGACUUAUUCCAAAUAAUUGCUUCUUUUAGACUGCAGAAAAGAAAAGUGUAUUAAUAGGUAGUACCUUACAUUGGUUGCAGUACUUGUAAACAACAUUAUGGGUAAAUAUAUUCACCUGUAGACAUGAACCCUCACACUUAGGAACUCAAGUAAGUCAGAGACCAUCCAGAAUGCAACACAAAUAUUCUAGAUUUGCUGUUUUCAUCGGGUAAAAAUCAUAAUGGUUUCAAUUAAGAAUUUGAAAAAGAUACCCCACUUCUUUACAUUUAUUUUGUUUUAACCAGACCAUUUACUCAAAAUUAGAAUUAAAGGGCCCUUUACAAUUGAGUUUUAAAAACAAGUUCUCUUAUGCUGACAGAUCCCCAAGCUUUUUAUAAAAGGUAGUACUGACUUUCUAUAAUACUGUCAGGUCAGUUGCCAGUUAUUGCAAGAACAUUGGUUUUAAGUGAAGUGCUUAAAAAUUUGCUCAGAAAUUUUGCAAAUGUGAUGGUUGUACUGCCCAAAGACAUUAGUAAUACUCUUAUUAUAAUUUUAUGUUAUAUUACAGCACUUUAUUUAUAUAAUGUACAUUUGUUUUUUAGUUAAUUCCAAAUGAUUAAAUAGUUUUCAUUUACAUUUGAAUAGUUCUGAGUUAAAAAAGACAUAAUGCUGCAUUAUAUUGGUAUCUUGAUAUGCAAAUUUACAGUAAUUUAUAAUAUGCAUCGUUGAUUAGUACAUAUUGUCCUUUGCUGUACAUAUAGUAUUUUAUUAGAAUAAAACCUGUAUAUCA
This is a messenger RNA of Macrobrachium nipponense, 17215 nucleotides long. RefSeq lists its product as uncharacterized. The record is from RefSeq and is a predicted model, not a curated record. Bases 858 to 3347 code for a protein of 829 amino acids. Gene Ontology annotation, cellular component: nucleus. Lineage: Eukaryota; Metazoa; Arthropoda; Malacostraca; Decapoda; Palaemonidae. The transcript has 4 exons. Gene Ontology annotation, molecular function: DNA binding.